Molecule: messenger RNA, 1682 nt
Organism: Spinacia oleracea (spinach)
Lineage: Eukaryota; Viridiplantae; Streptophyta; Magnoliopsida; Caryophyllales; Amaranthaceae
Product: B3 domain-containing protein REM16
Exons: 5
Coding region: 189-1394 (401 amino acids)
Molecular function (GO): DNA binding
Source: RefSeq, a predicted model, not a curated record
ACCAUUUUCUCUCACUACUCUGACUUUCAGUGAGCUACUUCUCUCUCGGUCUCUCCUCUUGCUUCUUCGUUCUCACUGAGUUCCUUCUCACAAUCGACAGAUUCCAUAGCCAAAGCGAAGCAGGAUACAGUAUAUCAGCUUAUUUGUUACUCAAGUAGGGUGUUUUGUGUUAGAAGAAAAAAAGAGGAAUGUUAGGAGGAGAAGGUAGCAACAAUGCAAGAACAAGGGAGGAAAAUAUGUACUGGAGAAGUUUCACUCCUUUCUUCAAAGUUAAUCUUCAUGCUGAUUUUCGUUCUGGGGUUGAGAUUCCCCUGUAUUUCUCAGAAAAUGUGAAGAAGAAGUUGCCUCAGAAGGUAGCUUUGAAGGGUCCGGGUGUCGAUUUUGAUACAUGGGAAGUUCAGCUGAAAAUGCAUAACAAUGCCACUUGGGUGGUUGGAGAGGGUUGGGAAGAUUUUGCGGCUGCUUUCUCUUUGGAAGAGAAUGACACUUUGGUGUUCAAGUACAAAAACAACUCCUAUUUCAAGGUCAGGAUUUUCAGUGGGAAAACUUCAUGUGAGAGGGAAUCAUCUCAUUUCGUCAUAAAAUCUGUCUCCCAGCAAACAAAAGAAAGUCGCUCAAAAGUUGAGAAACCCUGUACCGUAAAAAAGCAGGAAACAGAAAUUGGUUUGGCAAUAUCAGGAAGUGAAAGGGAGAAGAAAAUUAAUGAUGAUCAGGAAUCAAUAUUAAGAGAGUCAGUGGAGAAGACAGUGCUAAUAGAAGUUGAUGACGACUCAGAUGACGACGCACCUACAUCCACGAGGAUUUUCAAAAGAAAAGUUGAUUCCGGCAUCUGUAAUAAAAGUUCAAAAGAAACGAAAUUGGCUUUUCAGAGGGCUGUGAAACCGAAAAUAGAAACAGAAGGGGAGUAUAUAUCUCCUCUGCGUGGACCGCCUGAAUGCAAUCAAGAAAAAGAGAGGGAGAUACAAAGGGCUAGCCAACGGCUAAAAGAGAUACGAAAGACCUGGCAACAGGCGAAAGAGACUCAAAGGUUCACAGAAAAAAGUUUUUGUGUAUCCCUGUCACGUACCCAUGUUUCCGGAAAAACUGUGAAGUUGGGUAUUCCAAAACAGUGGUGGACUGAGGUCAUUAAGUCCAAGGGUAGUCCAACACAUUUGAGACUCCGUGUGAAGGGCAACGAUGAGUAUGAUCCACGUUUGUACGGUUGCAGGUAUGAUAAUUCGAAUUGUUCAGGAAGAAUCACUACUGGGUGGAAGAAGUUUGUUGAAGAUAAUUCGUUGUGUCAACAUGACUGUUGUGUGUUCAGUCUCGCUGAGCCGUUUGAGGAUAACAAUGAGAUUGUUUACUUGGAGGUUGAGAUAAUACGUGUUAUUACUUUGUACGAAGAUUCUGAUUAAGUGGUGAUUGUUAGGAGUCGGGGACAUGAAUGAUAAUGCUUGCCUUAGCUUGAAUAUUUUGCCUUUUGGAUGUACAGUGGGUUAGAUUAGUUAGGCUAAUUAUACGAUCCUUAAUCCUUAUAAGUUGCUGGGUUUUUUUGUAGCUUAUUAUGUAGCUAUAAGAAUUAAGGACCCUCGGUUUUUUGUUUGUAACUGUGGCAGGUCUAAAUGUCUGAUUUAUGUAAGAUGUAUGUAAAGAUGGUCCAAAGUACUAAUAAGUACAAGUAUAUAUGUAUGUUUUACUCUGUA